AUGUCAGGUUCGAUUCUUUGUGGCGGUGGCUGUCGUCGACGGGGCUCUGUGUCGGUGGCUCUCCUCAACGGCGACGGAGCUCUCUUUGAUGGCACUCUCCGAUUCUCUAAGUCGGCUUUGAUGUGUUCUAUGGAAAUAGAGGUCAGGAAGCUUCAUCAAUACAGUCAAGGAAAUGUUUCUCUCUCUACAACGCAAGCUCCUUUCGUAGGCACUCAAGAAGAUCCAAUCAUUGCUGACGAGCUUCCAGCAGAGCGUAAUCCCCGAAGGACUUGGACGCCAACAGAUGAUAUAGUGUUGAUCAGCUCGUGGUUGAACACGAGCAAAGAUCCCAUUGUUGGGAAUGAACAAAAGUCAGGGGCUUUUUGGAAGAGAAUUGCAGAAUACUUCUCGGCGUCUCCUAAGAUAGCUGGUUCUGAAAAAAGAGAAGCAUCUCAGUGCAAGCAGCGUUGGCACAAGCUGAAUGAUUUGGUUUGCAAGUUUUGUGGGGCGUAUGAAGCAGCAACCAGGGAGAGAACCAGUGGUAUGAACGAGAAUGAUGUGCUUAAAUUAGCCCACGAGAUCUUCUUCAACAACUACCAAAAGAAGUUCACCCUUGAGCAUGCGUGGAAGGAGCUUCGCGCUGAUCAGAAGUGGUGUGAACUCUCCACAGCCAAAAAUGGAAGCAGCUCCAAAAAAAGGAAGUGUGAGGAUGAAAACAAUGCUUCUGGAGAUGAAGAGUUCACAUCUCGUCCUCCGGGUGUUAAGGCAUCAAAGGCCCGUGGAAAGAAGCCGGUGGUUGAUGGGAAAGUGUUCUCUGACUUCCAGAAUAUCUGGAGUUUGAAGAAGGAGGACUUGGCAAUGAAGGAAAGGCUCUCGAAGAUGAGGAUGCUUGAGUUGAUUCUUGCAAAAGAAGCACCACUAGACGAAACCGAUGCUGCUCUGAAGAAAAAACUCAUCAAUGAGUUGAUGUAA
Messenger RNA from Brassica napus (rape), 951 nucleotides. Its product is annotated as glutathione S-transferase T3-like. The record is from RefSeq and is a predicted model, not a curated record. Lineage: Eukaryota; Viridiplantae; Streptophyta; Magnoliopsida; Brassicales; Brassicaceae. The coding region runs from base 1 to 951 and encodes 316 amino acids. The transcript is spliced from 4 exons.